AUGGCUCGCUCGACUCAGGUCUCGCAGAAGAGCGCGGCGCGGCACUCGCCCUACUCGCAGCCCUUGCAACGCCCGCCGCGCUCGACAGCUUCUCCACCGCCGGCGUCCUCAGCCCGACCAACGCGCUCGUCUGUCGUCCUCUCUCAACCUCUCCCACUCGCGUACUCUGACAGUGAGGCUGAAGAACCAGCUUCAGAGGAUGACUCUGCGGCAUCUGAGGCGGACGUUGUCACUCAGCUGGACAGUCUGUCCCGACUGCAAGGCUACUCGUCCGGCAGCGACGAGGCGGACGGCGGAGAUGGGACUUCGAGCAUCAAUGACGCAGACGGCGCGGGUGCUCUUAGCGACGUGGAUGCGGGAAGCGAUAUUGCAGUGACGAGCGACACAAGCGCUCACCCCAUGAGCGAGGACGAGGCUGAUCUUCUUGCCAGCCUUGCUCGAGCCGCUGAGGCUGCUUCACAGGCGGAUGCCGACCCGGACUCGGUGAGGCCAUCAAAGAAGGGGAAGCAAAAGGCUGUCGAAGGCGAAGAUGAGGUGAAAGACUUUUUCGCCACGCUGCUUGACGGCGUUCGCCGUUCAGAUCUACGAAAGGAAUUUAAAGACUUUAUUCGCUACGACCAACGCAACACCAUCAACACGCCAAGAAGACAGCUGAAGAACUUCACGCAGGACAAGAGCAAAUCUUUCACCAAGCUGUUUGAACUCUACCCCUUGACGGCCCGAGCGGCCCCGCACAACGACGACGUGCUCAACGCCUUUGAAAGCUUCCUUGCCGAGCUCAUGGACUGCUUCGACCAUCCGCACGAGAUCCGGGGUUGGAACCCGUUCUCUGCUCUCGCGGACUUCGUCAACGCUGGCGCCUUAUUCCGAACUCCUGAGGUCCUCAAGAGCUGCGCUCGCCUCACAUUGGGAGCCGACUGGGGCUUGUUGAGCGAGGAAGACAGGCAACGCAUCGGCGGCAACAUCAUGGCGAGCGUCUAUCGUCUCCACCUUGAGCGCAUGGUCGCUAUCAACUCCCUGCUUACGCGAUGGUCCGACAAAUUCCGACGCGACUCGACAUGUCAGACAUGCAACACAGACAGCUGGGAAAUUUUCUUGCUCACCGUGCCGCUCAGCAUGAUGAAGCAAGGCACGAGGUAUAUCGAUGUCGAGACCGCCUCGGACACUUCUUCGGAGGGCUCGGACGGGCGCGGUGAACACGGUAUGGACGUCGACAGCACUCGCAGCGAUGAUGACGGCGAGCUAGACGACCACCAGCGUCAGGAUUCCGACUCGGAGGGCGACGCGGAUUCACAGCUCGAACAGCCUCUCGAGCACCAGCACGCGAUCAUUGACGACACCCAAGAGCCUGUGCGCAGCCUGCACCGCAACUACGGCCCCAACGCAUACGUCCUACGCAUCGUCGACAUUGGUCAGCUGGGUUGCGGUGAGUUCAAGCGAGCCGCGAUGAAGGUGUGUCCCCGAUGCGGAUAUCGCUUUGACGGCAAGCUGCCCGAACGGAGCACGCUCUUCUACCGCGAUCUCGAGCGCGCGUUUUCAGUCGCUAGGGAACAGAUCGCCAAGCUGUCGGAGGACAUCCAUCUCCCGGCUCAAGUGUAG
This is a messenger RNA of Kalmanozyma brasiliensis GHG001, 1599 nucleotides long. RefSeq lists its product as uncharacterized. The record is from RefSeq and is a predicted model, not a curated record. NCBI's taxonomy places the organism in Eukaryota, Fungi, Basidiomycota, Ustilaginomycetes, Ustilaginales. The transcript is spliced from 3 exons. Bases 1 to 1599 code for a protein of 532 amino acids.